AUGACUUCAAAUCUUUCUCAAUACGUUCAAAUAUGUAUUCCCUUGCAGAUCGCACGAUUAGAAAGCGCUUGGCGUGAUGCUAACUCUGUACGUAACCAAACCGGAUCUGGAAGCUGGAAAACAGCAACCGAAAGGAAGGCAAUCGAGGGCUGGGCGGAUGAUGAUCCAAAAUGGCUAAGUACGGAGAAGGCGGCGCUUGCACCCAUCUUGAAGAAGUGCAAGUAUUUCUUUGAGCUGGAGCCUGUUUUUGAGACACGACACGGUAAUACAAGGCUGGCCGUGGCUCAUAGUUUACUCGACGAGGGCGAAGAACACUUUACUCAAAGCCAGCGGGUUUCACGGGAGCAUUCAGUCAAGUCUAAUUUAGCUCAUCAAGAACAUAAUAACGACAACGAUCUGGAGCAAGACCCUUUUGAUCAUUCUCUCAAAUCUAACUUAGCUCAUGAAGAUUAUUGUUUACAUCAUGGAGACCUUCUCGGUGACUCAGAUGAUGAUAUGUUGCAAAUGUUCAACAACAAUAUCAAUGACUUGGACGAUAUCAUUGACUCCAAUCCUAUCACACCAUGUCAACCAUCUCAGACCCCACAUCAACAUCCGAUGUCAUCCAAAUCGAUGAAACGUACCUCUUCAAAAGCUUCUUUAGCAUCAGCCAGUCAAGGUCCCUCCAGCAAACGUAGCCAAAAUCGAAAGUCAGGCUCGGCUGAUUCAAUUCAAGAUCUCAUUCAAAAUAACCCAUUAGAUGCGAAUUUGGAUAAUAUUCAAGCACCUAUCUCACAGCAGGCCAGUCAAGCAUUAGAUACGUUGUCACGUUUAGCUGGGAAUGUGGCUAGCUCUAUGUUACCUGAAAAAUCUACAUUAAAUGAUGAGGACGCUAAGAGAAAGGCCAAAAUUGAACUUGACUUGGCUGAUGUUCAAUUAUCGGGCGAAAGAAAGAAACUUGAUGAAUAUGAUUUCAACUUGUCCUCAAAGAAAGAAAGGCAUAUGCUCAAAAUUCAAAACUUCAAAGCCGAGGUCGAACAUCAACAAAUCACUAGGAAUGUGCAACUCAUCAGUAUGUUGAUGAAGGAUAACAAUCUCUCUCUUCAUGAUGCAGUGUCAGCAGCUCAAGCAGCACAAGCGAUGCAACAAUCAAACUCCAGUAAAUGA
This is a messenger RNA of Melampsora larici-populina 98AG31, 1146 nucleotides long. RefSeq lists its product as uncharacterized. The coding region runs from base 1 to 1146 and encodes 381 amino acids. NCBI's taxonomy places the organism in Eukaryota, Fungi, Basidiomycota, Pucciniomycetes, Pucciniales, Melampsoraceae. The transcript is spliced from 2 exons. The record is from RefSeq and is a predicted model, not a curated record.